AUUUGGUCCCUCCCUUUCAAAGUCGCCCGCAUCAGUCCCUUCUCAGGCUCUCCCAGAAAAUAGCAUCAAGUCACUCAGUCAGUAAGCACUGCUUCUCAUUCCUUCUUUGGGGAAUUUCUAGAAUUACUCAAGUCAAAGGCUUUGAGGAUGUCUCGGCGCAGUGAGCGCCUGCGCCUCCGUUACCAGGCACUUGGUGAUGGAGGCAACAGCAGCAGCAGCAGAAGCAGCAGCAGCAGUGGAGGGAAUUCCCAGGUGGCUGAGCAGCACACCAACUGGAGGGAGGGUCCCUUCAGGACUCUGAGGAGGAAGUCCAGUAGGGUCAAAGGCUUCUCACCAGGCCUCUCACCAGCCCCUCAUCUGGCCCUGUACACCUGUAACACCCCUGAAUCCUCCUCAGGGUACUUCUCCGAGGAUGACUCUGCAGGGCACUCCGUUAUCCACCAGCCUGGCUCUGCAUCCACCUCCAAUAAUGGUGCCUCCCAAGUUGGCAUCUUUAACUGGAUGGCAAUAUACAUUUCAGGUUGGCUCUUUGCAGCAUUCCAGUGGUGCCUGGGAAAUGCCUGGCACUGCCUGACCACAGCUGCCUCCCUCCAGGAUUUCUUUCUGUUAAUCAGGAGCUUUUUCACUCGGAAGAAGUUGCUCCUCUUUGUCUUGGGGAUGCUGUUCUUUGUGGCUUCGCUGGCUUAUGGUGCUUGGUGUUUCUACCCCUAUGGACUACAGACCUUCCACCCUGCUAUGCUCUCCUGGUGGGCAGCCCGUGGUAGCAGCAGGAGAGAGGACAGGUGGGAAUCAGCACAGUCCCCCUCAUAUUUCCAGGAGCUGGAAAGUGAGGUUGUGCAGAAGACAUCUGAAUGGCACAGUUCUUCCCAAGAAGCCUUUGAGGAGAAAAGGCCAAAGGGGAUGGAUUCCCUAGAGGCCCAGCUGGUUGGCCUGAGGCAGGAGGUGGUGGCCUUGAGCCAGAGCCAGGCUGAGGUGGAAAAAGAAUUACACCUUUGGCCAGAGAAGAUGGCGGCCCUGCGCAACGAGAUGGAGUCUCAGGUCCCAGCCUGGAUGCAGAAAUACCAUCUCGGAGACCAGGGCACUCAGGCUGGGCUUGUACAGCUCGUGCAGGCCCAGCUUCACGACCUGGAGCAAACACUGCUGAACCAUGUGGCAGAGGAGCAGGACAAGUCUGUCAACAAAAUUGCUACUGACUUGAGGCUGACCCUUCUAAAGGAAGGAGUGACCACCGGGGUGACCAAGGAGGAAGUGCAUGAGAUGGUGCAGCAGGCCCUGAAACUGUAUAGUGAAGAUCGAAUCGGGCAGGUGGAUUACGCCCUGGAGUCCUCAGGGGCCAGCAUCCUCAGUAGCCGCAGCUCAGAAACCUAUGGCACCAGGAUGGCCAUUGUCAGUCUGUUUGGCAUCACCUUGUGGUACCGUAUCCAGAACCAAAGAGCCAUCCUCCAGCCAAAUGUCUACCCUGGCAACUGCUGGGCAUUCCGGGGCCCCCAGGGCUUUGUUGGGGUUCGCUUGUCUGCCCUCAUCCACCUUACCGCUGUCACUCUGGAGCACGUGCCCAAAGCCCUGUCCCCAGACAGCGACAUCACCAGUGCCCCCAAGGACUUUGUCAUCUUGGGUCUCAAUGAAGAUUCCCAGGUGGAGGGGGUGGCCCUGGGUCAGUUCACCUAUGAGAAUGCUGGGGAGGCCAUUCAGACCUUCCCCUUUCAGGGCAACGGCACAGCUCCAUACCAACUGGUAGAGCUUCGAGUAUUGAGUAACUGGGGUCACCCGGACUAUACCUGCAUUUACCGUUUCCGGGUCCAUGGCAAGCCUGCCAAUUAGCACCUCCCUCCGGGAUCCCUUCACCCUUUCCUCCUUCCACCACCAGCAAGCAGCUCCCCCACCUCCUCCUGCCUCCCCCACGCUCAAUCCCUUCUGCCCACUAAGACACCUGGGAGACAGACAAAAGGGGGGAGCCCACCUCCGUGGAGCCAUCUUGUCCCACCCAGGCCUCUCUGAUAUGGACUAGACCACCAGCUGAGCAAUUUCUCUUUCAAUCCCCAUCAUCUGCAGGGGCUGCUUCCUGCCAGGCCCUGUCCACUUCCAAGAGGUGUAGAAAUAGCUCUGGAUUAUAUGUUGGUGGUGCGGUAGGGAUUAAUGAAGGCCUUGCUAUGCUCAGCAGCAGUGCCACAGAAACAUAGCUUACACCACCUUGGCUCUAGGGCAAUGACAAAUUGGACAGCUGCAAAGGGCAAACUGGUAGCUAGUCUGACAUGGGCACACUCCAGCAGGUGGCUAAUGCCGCUCUCCAGAGGAACUUGCAUGGUUCUCUUCACCACUGGCCACGAUGGGUGCAGUCUUUGAAAUCGGAAGUACCUGGGAAUGACCACACGUGAGGGCUUUUGAUUCUGACAAAGCCAACAGCCUGGAUUUGAGGGACGUUCUGCCCCCAAGGUCAUGUGGAGUGGCAUUUAGAAACUGCAUGGCAGCUGGGGGUGUAGCCAUGGCUUGGUGGUCCCUUGUACCUCCUGGGGCUUCAUUUCGAGAGGACUGGAAGGUUUCAGGUGUGUGGGAAAGGCAGUAUUAUUAGACAGAGAAUUACUGAUGGAUUAGAGAAUGCUGAAAGGGAGGUGGGCUCAGAGCGCAGCCAGGAGCCAUGGGGAGAGGGCCUUCCCUUAUGCUGCUGGUACCAAGUUUCUCCUGCCUGCCCUCAUGUGUCCAGAGACCCUACUUCUCCACUCUAGCCAUGGCUUCAUCCACCUCCUGACCUGGACUUCAGUCACUGUGCUGUCUCCUUUGGGACCAUCAGCUAAUGUGCUUGUGACUAUGCUGAGCAGGAGACUGGCCGGGAUCCUGUUGAGAUUGGCCCUUGCCUUGCCCUGUCUAGGGCUGGUGUUGAGCUGAUGCUGCCCUGUAUCCCUGGGGCAGACGUGACAUGGCCCAGGUGCCUCUGCGGGGAAACAGGCCAUUGGAGACUCAUCAGGCUCUUGCUCUGCACUUGGAUUCUAGUUCCUUUUGGGACAUGUUAUCACAUGGGCAGGUGUUAAGUUGAUUGGGAUAGGG
This is a messenger RNA of Vombatus ursinus (common wombat), 3042 nucleotides long. Its product is annotated as SUN domain-containing protein 2-like. Lineage: Eukaryota; Metazoa; Chordata; Mammalia; Diprotodontia; Vombatidae. Gene Ontology annotation, biological process: nuclear envelope organization. Bases 148 to 1821 code for a protein of 557 amino acids. The record is from RefSeq and is a predicted model, not a curated record. Gene Ontology annotation, molecular function: protein-membrane adaptor activity. Gene Ontology annotation, cellular component: nuclear envelope; meiotic nuclear membrane microtubule tethering complex. The transcript is spliced from 14 exons.